Molecule: messenger RNA, 9257 nt
Organism: Brassica rapa (field mustard)
Lineage: Eukaryota; Viridiplantae; Streptophyta; Magnoliopsida; Brassicales; Brassicaceae
Source: RefSeq, a predicted model, not a curated record
GCUCAAUGCUGGUCUAGGACCAUCUCAUUAAACAUAAGAUUAGCAAAGAAAAACAGACACUUCAGUGAGAAAAGAAAGAUUAUACAGAUAGACUCUAAUUGACUCUUGCUGAUAUAAUAAUCUUCUUUGUUGAGGAAUUGAAUUUGUUUGGUUGGCUCAUUUUUGUUUGCGGUUUGCAAGGUCUUGGGACUUGAAAGAGGGAAGGAAUACAUCAUUGAAGGAACCUUGUUCAAACACAUUAAGCUUAAACCUUGUGGCUAAGGCUGAAGCAAAGGUCAAUCUUUAAUCCAAAAGCCACAGGCAACUAUAAGUUUUUUUGAAUGCAUAAGAGGGUGAAUUGCUUAGAGAUAUAUGUUUUCAUUCGUAUAACCAAAAGAAUGCUGUGACUAUGAGUUAUAUCCAAACAAAGCUGGUUUAAUCCAAAAGCUACACUCAACUAAGAUUUCUUGAACGUAGGAGAGUGAAUUGAUUAAUAGUUAUAUAUGUUUUCAUAUUUAUAACAAAAUAAAUGCUUUGGUUAUGAGUUAUAUACAGCUAUGGUCAAAUUUGAAUUCCUUGUUUGGUAUUAGUUCUCAGGCUUGGUCUUGUCCCUGUAAUAGUGUGGUCGAAGAGGCAACUCUUUUUCACCGUUAAUGGUAGAAGGAGUCUGUUCUCAUUGUGGUUAAGUGAUUGGAUGAGUGAUAGGGUAAUGUAGGCUCCAAAUGAGUGAGCUUAGGUGAUACUAUAUCCGUAUCCUCAUAUCACAAGUGGUUGAAGUCUCUGUUGAGACAUUGUGGUUACAAUUUGAUUGUACAAACCCUUUGGUGAAUGGAAAAGUUGAUGUUGAAUUAAAAAAAAAAAAAAACAAAAUAUUUUGGUCUCCCUAAAGUUUACAUGUGAUGUGUAUAAUGAUAUCUCCCGGUCUUAACCGGUUAAUUUGGUCAAAGUAUGUGUCAAACUAAACCGGUUCUCUGUUCAUCUUAACCAAUAAUUUGGCUGAUAAAACCGGAUUCUCUGCUUUUCAUAUCUGACGAAAAUCAUAUCUGAUGACAUGUCUCUCAAACCUUGUGGCAAAGUUCAAGCCCUCCAGUGUGACUUAUCACCAAUCUUCAAUCCAAAAACCGGUUUAAGUUGACCCAGUCUCUGACUAAAUCAACACAUAGAAUCAGAAGGGUUUCCGGUCCUCUGCUCGUCUUAACCAAUGAUCACUAAAGUGAUCAAAAGGGUCAUCGUAGCUCCAGCGGUGGAGGUUUGGAGAUGCAAAAGGGUCAUCGUAGCUCAAUCGGUGGAGGAUUGAUCGACGGAAAGGCGACAAACCAUCCAUUGUCGACGACAACUUUAUCCCGUCGCCGGCAGAAACUGGAGAAGGAGUUUCCUUAUUGCUUAAUGGGCCGCCUAUUAGUAUAUGGGCUAUUAAACUUUAAAUUUUGUACAUUCAGGCCCAUCGAGCCCAUGAUGAGUUGUCAGUUUCGGAGUUCAAAAGCAGUUAGCUUUCUUUAUAAACAAGAAUCAAAAGCUUCCGAGUCCCGCCCAAGAAAGAAGGAAGACGAGAGAGAAGAACAAGAAACCAAGGAAGACGAGAGAGAAGACGAAGACGAAAAAACAAGAAUCUGCACUUGGAGCCGAGUUUUCUCCGACGAUGUCGCUUCACGAUUCUGAUUCCGAGGAUAUACGAGAACAUGAAGAUCGUACCGCACCAUCCGAAUGUGAUCUAGCACACGCAAUACCGCAUGGAAGUUCAGACCUUGCCUUAAAAAUGAGCCUUAUGGAAAAACGCUUGGGGUCUAUGGAGCUUUUGCACAGAGAUAAACCAGCUAACUAUGUGGUUGUAGAAGCUCUUGAAGGAUUGAAUCUUCAUAUUCAACACUUUGCUGGCAAGAAAACUAGCAUCUUCAUACCAAUCAUCAAGGCUUCUCUCUCAAACUACUGUACUCUUCAAGAAAUGCAGAAGACGAUGCUUCUUACAGUGGAAGCGUAUUUUACAAGUCUCUUUGUUAAUGACAAGCUUGGACGUCAGGUGUAUGAGGUGUGUUCUCUCUAUUCGGAAAUUGUUAGAAGAGAUGAGGCAAAUAAGGAGGCCACAGCAAAGGAGUUAGUUGCAGUAGCUGUCAAGUCUAUUGAAGCUGCUCUUGAAUCAAAAUCCCUUACCAACCAGACAAUCAGACAGGGGAUGAAGGGCAUGAUAACAUGUCUUUCCAACUUCUAUACCCGGGAAAAAAUGUUGGAAUAUAUGACUUCUUCAACGGGAUUAACAGCCAAACAGGCGGAACACCUUUUCAAUCGUCACACUGGAAAUGAUGCGGUGAGGCGUGAGGCUUACCAUAAGAGAGCCGCCAUGUCUGCUGGCAUUCAUGCGCGAGAAAAACAAGCAGCUGCUGAACCGGCGAAAGGAGGUGAUCCGGUUCCAGAAAUCAUCAAGGGGUUAGAAUGUGAUCUGAAAGCUCUCGCCAACCAGAAAAUCCAAGUCAUCUUUCAAAGCCUCAAAACCUGUCUCUCACAGUAUUAUACGCUUGAAGAAAUGAAGACACACAUGUCUGCUGCAGUGGAACAGUACUAUACAAGUUUGUUUGUGGAUGACAAGCUUGGACGUGAGGCAUAUUUGGAAAAAUCUCUCCGUCGUGCACCUGCUAGAAGACAUGAGGCAGAAGAAGCAGCAGCACUUUUGCAAUCUGAGGAAGAGGCUAUGGCCAGUAAAUUGGCUUCACAAGUUACCAAAGAGCUUCAAGAUCAUAUUGAAACCAACAAUGACCAGGGAUCGAGAAAGAUGAUGGAAUGCAUGAUAACGUGUCUGUCAAGUUACUUUACUUUGAAAGAAAUGCAGAUAUACAUGAGUUCGAGGACUGACUUUCAGGCAACAUCUGUGGAAAUAUGGUACACAAAACAACUUGCUCAAAGGGAUCCGGCGGCACAUGAGGCCUAUGUGGCAGUCUCGAGCCGUAUGGAGUCUUUGAGAGCACAACAACAACAGCAUGCAAGUACUUCAUAUUCUGGUGGAGAGGGGAAAUGACUAAAGAAUCUGAGGGUGUAGUUGUCUGAAGCUGUUGGAGUUUUAGAUUGUGUGGAUGGCUAAAAUGUUUGUACUCCGUUGAUCACUACUUUUCAGUUUGCAUAUCUUGUGUUGUUUGGAUCAUGCUGCUUAUAAAGUUUCUCUGACUUUGAUGAAUUGUUCUAAGUCUGAGUUGUUUUGAUUGGUUUAUUCUUAGGUGUAAGUCUGAAUUGUGCUUGCAUGACUUUAUUACAAGAGCAUUCUCAAGUUAGCCAGAUUAAUUAUUAGGUGUACUCGUUAGAUUCCUAUCAACCUCUAAUUACAAUUAAAUAUCGAAUUGCAACAACAGACAAUUUUUUUUAAAAAAUUUGAUGGGUCAUGUUUUUCUUUGUAAGCCUUUUGGCAUUCAAAUUACAACAACAUAAGUAACUUGUUUAUCUAAAAUGAACAAGAAAGAUUAAUUUACCACCAAAUAAGCCAAUAUCAGAAAUUGUUUUGGGCAUAACGGAGAUUUUUAUUUUAUUGUAUUCCCUUCUAAAGUUCUAGUGAUAAAAACACAAAACUGUACGCAAUGGUCUUUCUUGCUUUAUGCAGACAUAUAUAAUCAAGUUGUUUUUACAUUGAGUAAAAUUUAAAUAUAGCACUCAAAACAAAUACUUUCUCCCUUCCUAAUAAAAGAAUGGCAUAUUAUAGAAUGGAAUUUCUUUUCAAUUAGGCAAAAUGAGAUAUAGUUUUAACUAAAGUCACACAUCUUGAUAAAAAUAUUAGUCCAAAACAAUAUAUUGAACUUAAAACAGCUAGCAAUUAUGGGAAAUAUCAAACAAAUAUAAAUCAGUAAAAUUAUAGUGAACAUGAUGAUUAGUAUUUUCUAUAGUGACGUGGCAGAAUAACAUUUUUUCAUUGGUUGGAAUUUUCAUGCAAAUGUGGACACUCUUUAUGCUCACCAUAUUUUCCUUUUAGUAUUGUAAGAUGGGUGAAAAAUUUUUGGAAGAGGUCUCCAUCUGUGUUGCAUGGAAUCGCCACUCAGGCUCUGAUUCCUGACUCCGAACCGGAAGCGGUGGGAAGCGCUUGGAAUCACAACAGAAACGCGGUUCCCAAAAAACGAUGAUCAGAAACGUGGAGGAAACGUACGUUUCUGAUUUGGAAGCGGCAACAUGUUAAUCGGAAACGUGAUCUGUAUUUUCAAUGGCCGAUGGUUUAUAAAACAACAACAUCCACAAUGAAGAAGCUUACGUGUCCACGUAUUUGUUCUUUUGGUUUUAAUUUUUAAGGCUUAACCAAUUUCUUUUAGUCAUCUAGGUUCAAUUUGGUUUUAUUUCUCACACAGUAUUAGAACUAGAACUAAUAUUGUAAAAUUAUAUAAACAAAACAUUAGAUAAAAUAUAUUUAAUGUUCUGCACAAUUUUAUUUAUUAAAUAACUUUGAGUCACUAAUAGUCUAUUUUUAGUUCGGAAGAUCUCUUUUUUUUUUUGAAAAAGGCUUUAAUUUGGAAGAUCCUAAUAAUAAAGAAUUAUGCUUGCAAAUAUAGUAGUAAGGAGACGGGGCUGAGGCACCAACAUGUUUCAGGUUCGAUCCACCUGUUGCGCGAAACUAAGUCACAAUUAUCCUGGUCACCUAACAUGGAUAUGGUCCCAUGCUUUAGAGCCCAUUUAAAUGCCCGGAGAGAGGGUCUAUCCGUGGGCUGCACCUUCCUUUGGAGAUUAGUCUGAGCCUCUCCAUGGGCCUGAGAUACCCCAAGGUUAAUCAAAAAAAAAAAUAUAAAUAUAUAUAUAUAUAUAUAUAGUUUAAAGAACAUAAGAGGUGACACAUUUAAAUUUUUAGAAUAUUAGGUACGUACUGAAAACUUAGUUUAAUAAAAAAACAUAGUUAAUUAAUUAUGAAUAUCAUUGAUGGAGUUUGUGAAUAUAAACAUGAAGAUAAAAAUUUAUAUAUUUGCUCUUGAACAUAAUAAAUAUUUGAUCUUGAACAUAAUAAAUUCAUCUUUUUAUUAAGCUAUUCAAUAUUAAUAUUUUACAUGAUUUUAAAAACUAUACAUAAAUUUAUAUAUAUAUAUAAACGCUUCCAAAACGUAUCCGCUUCCUAAAUAUUUUUAAAAAUUCGCUUCUACGUUUCCAAACGCUUCUGCUUCCACAUAUCUGCUUCUUAUUCCAUGCAACGUAGGUCCCCAUUAAUCAAGUGUUGUUUUUUUUUCCGUCAACAGAUUUUAUAGUUGAAUUCAACACAACACCAACGGUAACAGAUCCUUCCGUGGUCAACUAAACCGGAGGAAAACAGAGAUAUCCCCGGAACCUAGAACCCACACAGGGGCAGCAUACAAGAACAAACGUUACUACACACUUAAACAAGUAAUUAACCUUCCAAACCACUAGAACAAGACUAACAAAUACAGGGAGACUAUCAGAUAGAGCAUAUGUGGCAGCUGCUUAGUGGGAAUGCCCUCGGCCAAACCACCGCUAAAACUCCUCCUCCUAGCACUCUGAGGAAACACCUCAAGGACCCACCAACCAAAACUUCAUAAACCGGCAAGUAAAGAUUCUUACUAACACUCCUGGAAGCGGCUUGAUCUACGACGAUCAUAGAAAGCCUAGGUAUGAAGCGACAUCAACAACAGAUCUCCGCGAGAUCUAAACGAACAGGCCAUGAACGGCAUAAAAGUGGACAGAUGGAAGCCAAAUCAAACUCACUGAGGAUAGUCAACACCUGCAAAAAGAGCCCAGUCCAGAAGCAAAGGAUACCCGCAACAACAACAUAACCAACAGAUCUAGAAAAAGAUUCAAGUAAAAAAGCUUUGUAGCUAAACCACACCGUCAAUCCAUAGAUCCGGAACUUUUGAAACCAAAUCCAUCCUAAAUCUGAAAGCCAAAAGCGAUUUGGUAAAAGCGAAUCUCCUCUGAAAAUGAAAGUAAAUCACACACCGAUGAGCAACAAGGCAAGCAGAGGACGAAGGAAGAGAUUUUGACCGGCGCCAGCGCUGAAGGAACUGCCACGCGCCGAUCAAAAGAGAAACCAGAAAAAGGUUGAAGAGGGAGGCGGCGAGAAUUUGAGUUCAAUUUUUAUAGUUCCAUAUCUAACCAGAUUUUUUAACGGGCUAGAAAGAAGACACAUUAAUUUAUAAGCUUAAUUUUUUUAAAUAUUUUUUUUAAUGUUUUUAAAUAUAAAAAUUGAACUCAAAUUCGCUCUUAAACUAUAGAAAUUACAUCUGAACAGAUUUUGCCUAAAGCAAGUUUCUGAACAUUUGGAACUGUAACAUUUCUAACAUUUUGCAGACAGUAAAAGUAGGAAACAACAUUCAGACAAAAGAUGCAAGAAAUCACUCUUUAGAAAAACAGGAGGAAGCAAAAUCAAAAGAGUUUAUUUCUGGUUUAGUUCAAUUUGUUUUUUGGAUAAUCUCUAGAAUAGAAAAGAGUUUUCAUUACUAAAAAGAAGAGUUUUCAUGAUAACAUUAAUGCGAAAGAAUGUCUUCGGUAAACCGGAAGCCAGCCAUGGCGAACCAAUUCCAAAAUUGUCGGCAAAAUAAAAAAAAAUGUUUUAUUUUAUCGUUAAAGAAUUUUUUUUUUAAAUAUUUUGUUAAGGUUUUAAAAUGUCAACGCCUACCCAUGUUUUUGGUUUAGUUUUAAUGCUUUUGAUUGUUGGUCAUGUUUAGUUUCUUAAACUCUCUAUGUUCUUUAAUAUCUUCGGUGUUCUUAUAACAGUUCUUUAAUACCAUACUUCAUCUUGAAGAUCCUGUAAAUUUGUGAUGCUUAUUGUAACAAAUUACAAUCCAACACAGUCUAAGACUAAACCGGUUUAACCAUAUUGUAAUAUUUUUAAACGGCCAGCCUAUCGGCCCACUGAAGCCCAUGACACGCUUUCCCUCUGGAUUUGAAUGUAGUCUCGAUGUUCUUUUGGAGUUGCAAUUAGUGUUUUAUGUUGUGUGAUCAAUGUUACUCUAAUAUACUGCAUAUAUAAUAAUUAUCACUCACAUAAAUUAUCAUCCUAGAUCAUGCUAGCAACUAAAAGCGAUCAUAGGAAGAUUGAGAAAGGUCUAGCCUUUAGAAUUUAAAGAAACACGAGACGAACAAAGGGAUGAGCGAUUCAGUGGAGGAGCCGAGGAGCUAGACAAGAUCAAAGAUGUUUGUUGUUUCAAUGUUCUUCGAGGCGAGAGACCAUAGUGCCGAUUAAAAAUUUAGAUCAAGAAAAUACUAUUUGGGCUUAUAGACCCAUUAGCAAGCUCAUUUAUAUAUUUUUCUUCUGUCUUUCAGUUUCUUGAAAUAAGAUUGAAAUUAAAAUAUGUCUUCACAUUCGGCUGUUGUUUAAUUUCAUAUCAAUUUUUUUUUUGCUUUUCGUUUUUUGGGUGUUAAGAUAAAAUUGUUUGGGUUUAGUGAAAUUCGAUUUAGUUGUAGUUUUAAUAAAACUAGGUAAUUACCCGCGCUAUGUUGCGGGAUUUUUCUUUAUUUUAUUAUAUUUAAAUGAUUAUAAAAUAUUUGAAAAAUAUAUAAGUCUAUCAAUAUAAGUUAUAAGUUUUUAUUCUGAUAUUUACUAUUGUAUAUUUUUACAUUUUUAUCGUCAUUUUAUGUUAAAUACUAAAAUAUUAGAGAAUGAAUUGAUGAAAUUUGAUGUGAUUUAUUAGAAUGAUAAAUAUCAUUGUAUAGUCAUUGAUAAAUUUGAUGUGAUUUUUAUGGUCAUUUUAUUGUUUAUUUUGACAUUGAUUUUGUUAGAUUUCGGUAACUUUAAAAAGGUAACAUUCGAGAACAUUUUCUAAAAGAAUACUUUUUUAUUCUUCUCUUUAGCUUUAAAAUCAUUCUCUAAUUUUAUUAUUAUUAAGUAACAGAAAGAAGAUAAGGGUUCUACAGUUUUUGACAUGGCUGAUUUAUUUAACUAUUAUAUUUUGUUUGGUUAGUUUUUAGGAAUUCAAAUGUGCAUAUUUUGUUUUGUUAAUAAAUGGAAUGAAAAUUCCAGUCUUUUUGUAUUGGAGAUUGUUUAAGAUCCCUUUGUAAAUGAUAUUUUAAUGUUUGACCUUGUUUCUCUGCUUGUUUCAUAACUUUAAAUGUGUAGUCACACCAUUAUCGUAUAUCAUUCUAUAACUUUGUAUGGGUACAAUACACACUCAUUUUUCAUCAAACCACAUAAGUCACACCAUUUAAAGAGGUUGUUCAUUACAAAAUAUGUCACUACCAUCGUCCACCCUUCUCUUUCUCAACGACCAUUCCUACUACACGAAAUUAUAGCAAAACUCACCAACAUCAUGAAUUCAUAAGAUCAUAUCCAAAGAUAAGUAAGGAAGCUACCAAAAAAAUUGUUUAUUGUUAAGAAAUUUUAAAAUAGUUUCACGUUUACUUGGGUAUUUGCUGCCUCCGUAAACAUUCCGAUAAGGCUAUCCUCAUAAUGAUUCGUUGGUAGUCUACAAUCUUCAAACCCACGAGAACUUAUAAGGAACUAUGUUACAUAUAAGCAACAUAACUUUACAAAUAUGUUGGUUUUGAUGCUGACAUCUUCUUGAUUUUUGUUAUGCUAGCCUCCACAUUGUUCGUAAUCAUCACCCCUUGUAAAAAAUAUAUUGAUUCAGUAACCAUUGUUCUCUUAACCUAUUUGAUUUAUUCCACUGUUCCAUUUUUGUCUUCUCUCUUCCCCUACACCCGAUCACUAAGCUCAUUCCUCGUUUUGUUUUCUUUGAUGAUAUUUGUCUCCUACUUUUUUUAGGUUUGAUUAGUUUUUAAAAAUUUAUAUGUGCAUAUUUAUCUUAAUGAAUGGAAUGAAAAAAAAACUGUUUUUUUGUUUGUAGAUUGUUUUAGUCUGUUAACAACAUUCUUGAUUUUUGGCAUUGUUUGUUUUCUUCACUUCAAUUGCCCGAGCAUACUAUAAUGUUCUAAUCAUAUUCUUAUAAAAAUUGUAGACAAGAACGUCUCAUCUAUUUGGUUUUUAAAUUUAAAGUGAUAGAGCAAGGAGAGAACAUGGCAUCAAGUAGAGCCUCUAAACCCUCUAAAUGUGAUCAAUCAUACAUGAGCUUCACACUGAAAACAGAGUAGUCUUAUUGUUGUAAUUUUUACCUUCACGAUCUUCAUAUUUCAUUCAACUUCUGUCCUACAUUUUGUUGUGAUUUUGGCUUGGCCUCUUCACUCACACAUGGCCAGCUCUUCUCUUUCUCACUCUGUUUUUGUUCACUCACUCUCUUUUUUUCUACUUGUGUAUCAUCACAUAAGCACACACUCACACUCCCUUUAAUCUCUCAGGUUUGUCUUUGUUCUUGUAGAGAGAGAAGAGAGUCUAUCUUUAAUUGUCUACAUUGUUCUUUCUCCAACUAUUUUUCUUUUUA